GUAUCGCGAGAACAUCGGCGGGAGCGGCGUGAAGGGGGCGUGGCAUUCGUUUCACGCUGCCGCCAAGGAAAGUUCCUUCACGACAGUCGGGUUUGGAGAAGUUACUUUCUGGCUGAAGGAGAGACAGCGUCGCCUGCAGUUCUUUUGUUUCACGUCUCCAUCGCUCAAGACUUGACCAAACAACAAGGUUCCCUCGGUCCAUAGGGAGCUGUAGCUGUAGAAAUUAGUCCUGCCACUUCCAUGGACGAAGACGAAAAAGACACAUUUAAAAUUUUAGUUGCUACCGACAUUCAUCUUGGGUAUUUGGAGAAGGAUGCUGCCCGUGGAAAUGAUACGUUUGUAACUUUUGAUGAAAUCUUGAAACUUGCUGAAGACCAUGAGGUGGACUUUGUUUUGUUAGGAGGAGACCUCUUUCACGAAAACAAACCUUCUCGGAAAACUUUAUACACUUGUUUAGAAUUAAUGAGGAAAUACUGUAUGGGUGAUCGUCCUGUCCAGUUUGAAAUUCUGAGUGACCAAUCAGUCAACUUUGGGUUUAGCAAGUUUCCAUGGGUAAACUACCAAGAUGGAAAUCUCAACAUCUCCACUCCAGUCUUUAGCAUUCACGGAAACCACGAUGAUCCCACAGGGGCAGAUGCUCUUUGUGCUUUGGACAUUUUAAGCUGUGCAGGGCUUCUGAAUCAUUUUGGACGAUCCCCAUCUGUAGAGAAGAUAGAUAUUAGUCCUGUUUUGCUUCAGAAAGGCAAAUCAAAAAUUGCUUUAUAUGGAUUAGGGUCUAUUCCAGAUGAGAGGUUGUACCGAAUGUUUGUGAACAAGCAAGUCACCAUGCUGAGGCCAAAGGAGGAUGGAGAUACUUGGUUCAAUUUAUUUGUACUUCACCAGAACAGGAGUAAGCAUGGUGCUACAAAUUAUAUUCCAGAACAAUUUCUGGAUGAUUUUAUUGACCUUGUGAUCUGGGGCCAUGAGCACGAAUGCAAAAUAUCUCCAACACGAAAUGAACAACAGCUUUUCUAUGUUUCUCAGCCAGGAAGUUCUGUAGUUACAUCACUGUCACCAGGAGAAGCUGCCAAAAAGCAUGUUGGCUUGUUACGCAUUAAAGGCAAAAAAAUGAAUUUGCAGAAGAUCCCUCUACAGACAGUACGACCAUUUUACAUUGAAGAUAUUAUUCUUGCUGACCAUCCAGACAUCUUUAACCCUGACAAUCCUAAAGUAACACAAGCAAUACAAGCUUUCUGCAUGGAGAAGGUUGAAACUAUGCUAGACAAUUCAGAAAGAGAACGUCUUGGAAAUCCACGGCAACCAGAAAAGCCUCUGAUAAGAUUGCGAGUAGAUUACAGCGGAGGCUUUGAACCAUUCAGUGUUGUUCGUUUCAGCCAAAAAUACAUGGAUCGGGUGGCUAAUCCAAAGGACAUCAUACAUUUUUUCAGGCAUCGGGAACAAAAAGAGAAAAAUGAAGAUGAGAUUAAUUUUGGAAAGCUGGUUCACAAGCCUGCAUCAGAGGGAACAACUUUGAGGGUAGAGGAUCUUGUAAAGCAGUAUUUUCAGACGGCUGAGAAGAAAGUGCAGCUGUCACUCCUGACUGAACGAGGAAUGGGGGAAGCAGUACAGGAGUUUGUAGACAAGGAAGAAAAGGAUGCCAUUGAAGAGUUAGUGAAAUUCCAGCUAGAAAAGACACAGAGGUUUCUGAAGGAGCGUCAUAUUGAUGCAGAGGAGGCGAAAAUUGAUGAAGAGGUGCAGCGUUUUAGAGAAUCAAGAAAGCAGAAUGUAGUGGAAGAGGACGAAGAAGUUCGCGAGGCUAUAAACAGGGCAAAAGCCCACAGAUCGCAACGUGAAGAUGAUGCUUCUUUUAUUAGUGAUGAGGACCUGAUGGAGGCUGUCAGCUAUGAAAUGAAAUCAAAUGAAGAUUCAGAUGAUGCUUCUGUGUCUGGACGAGGCAGAGGCCGAGGAAGAAGCCGCGGGAGGGGUGGACGAGGCCAGAACCCCACAGCUCGAGGAGGAGCCCGACGAGGAAGAGGAGGAAAUGCUGGCCAAGCCCAAAUGAACAGCAGUAGAACAAACAAGUCUCUGAGCUCUCCUCUAAAAAAUAUGUCCAUCUUGGAUGCAUUUAAGUCAACAAGACAGCAGCCUUCCCGGAAUAAGCCUUCCAGGAAUUAUUCAGAGGUUAUUGAAGAUGAUGACUCUGAUCUAGAGGAAGUGUCCUUCACUCCAUCUUCCACUGUCAGUCAGAGAUUACCAAGUGCAUCGGUAUCCAGCAAAAGGAGCUCACAGAGUCAGGCAUCAAGAGGAGGAGUAGACUUUGAUUCAGAUGAGGAUGAUUUAUUCAAGAGUGCAACUACCUCAAGAAGAAACCGAUGACAUUUUCAGAAACCACUUAUGCAAAAAUACCACAGGUGAAGAAAAAACUCCUGACUUUUCUGUAAAGUGGUGGUAUGAAGUAUGCAAUCUCUUUCAUCACCAGUUUUCUGUUUGUUAAGCAUUUCCUUGUAAUGUUUUGCUUCCUUGCCAAAGGGAUAAUCUUUGGAUAAGCAAUACCAUAGCAAAGUCUGUGUGUUGGAUUGAGAGUCGUCAUGGCAGAUUCCAAAUACAAAUGACAUGGCAAUUUUCUCCCAAUUAGUCCGUUCCCCAAAUAUUUUUCAGUACCUCAAAAAAUGGUAGGGAGGCUGAGAGAUUGCAACUCUGAGGGGAGUUCAGGAGCAGGAAAUUGGCAAAAACCUCCUCAGCUUUUUCCUGCUGAAAUUUCUGUUACCUUUCAGUCUCUUUGACAAUAGAAAACCAAUUUCAUAUCUAUCCCCAGUAGAAACAGCAAUCUCUACUUAUCCAGCUCCUGCUGUUUCCAUUUUUUAAAUUCAUGCAGAAAAAAUAAAUAGCAAUAAUAAAGUAUUUUCCUUAUCACUGAGAGACAUUUUAAAGGAUUCUUUUCUUCCAUUUUAAAAAAAAUUGUACAGAAAAAUAAAUUAGAAAUGUCUGUUUAGGUGAAUGAUAAUGCUCUCUUUGCUUUCCAGAACUUUUGUCGGAGGGAAUGUAAUACAAUUAAAAACUUUUCCAAAGAUUA
This is a messenger RNA of Anolis sagrei ordinatus, 3052 nucleotides long. RefSeq names its product MRE11 homolog, double strand break repair nuclease (gene MRE11). Gene Ontology annotation, cellular component: nucleus; site of double-strand break; Mre11 complex. NCBI's taxonomy places the organism in Eukaryota, Metazoa, Chordata, Lepidosauria, Squamata, Anolidae. Gene Ontology annotation, biological process: mitotic G2 DNA damage checkpoint signaling; mitotic intra-S DNA damage checkpoint signaling; mitochondrial double-strand break repair via homologous recombination. Gene Ontology annotation, molecular function: 3'-5'-DNA exonuclease activity; manganese ion binding; single-stranded DNA endonuclease activity. The record is from RefSeq and is a predicted model, not a curated record.